AUCUGAGGUGUUCACAUUGUACACUAACAUUUGCUGCGAUCCGUUUUGUUCGUUGCCCGUUACUCUGUGUUUUGCGUUCACUGUGUGAAUGCUGCACGGGGGAAGUUGAAUGCUUCACACACACAACGUAUCCUACAUACAAUAAAAACAAAAACAAACUCUCACACACGUUCACGAACCAUUAAUUCCAUUGCAUGGAAAAAGGAGGCAAUUUAUUGCUUUGUUAUUUCGCGUUGACCACGAAAUCCUUAGCAAAAACAUCCGUUUCAUUGACGAUUUGCCCGUAUUCAAAUUGUGAAUUAACAGUGAAAACGUUUAAAUUGAGAAACAAACAAACAUAAUUUAUUGAAGCCCAGCAUUCAAGCACACCAUAUUCAUUGAAAGCAGCAUUCAAAAACGUGCGAUCCAAAACAAAACACAAAUCUGACGAAAUCAACAAGCUACUUUAUUAGUGUGAAUAAUCAAAUGCAUAAAAUACGACAUAAAUAAAUAAUAUUGAAAAAUAACGUCGAAAGUUAUAAAGCAGAAGAAGGCAGUAGCGCCAGCUCAGCUCAUUCAUCUGAACGCAGUUUUUUUUUAUUAUUGUUGUUGUUGUUUUGUCAAAGAGAAAUAGGAAAGAAGCACGAACAGCAGAUCAAGUGAAGAAAAGAAUAUAAUAAAAAAAUAACAAACAAACAACAUUUGCGCGAUAUAUAAAAUAUAAACGUAUCAAAGGAGUUGAAUAAUCUUAAUUCCGUGCACAUUUGGUAAAUGUGCGUGUAUGUGUUAACGGUGUUUUAGCCAAUACAGCGUUAAAUUUACUGGAGACGAUGCCGAUAGUCAAGUAAAUCGGUGUAAAGACGCACGACAUCAAUACAGCACAAAACACAAUAGCACACCAUUUGUUACAUGUUGUCAUUCAUCAAAAAUUCCAAGUUCAACCGCACAGUAAAGCACAUAAAUCAAGACAUCAUCCCCAUUGAAUUUGAUACAGCUACAGCAUCGUUCUUAGCAUACUAUAUGUGCCCGUUCUAUUCCAUUGCAUCGAUGUGCUCUGUGUAAAAACAUGAAGGAUAAUCGGCUGAAAAUUGCAAUCAAAACCAUUUGAACAGCAACAGUUUUCACAGACGAAAAACAACAACAAAAACGUUACAAAAUAGAAAAAAAAAACCGAACAGAAGUGUUAACUGCGCGUAUACACACUAUUGAGUUUUGGAGCAGUUGUUAAAUGGCAUUGUUCUCGAGCGACGCGAUAACAAUCAUCCAUAAAUUGUUGGCAAAAAUUGCUAGAACUAAAAAAAAAUAUAUAUAUCAGCCACUUAAUCUGUUUCCGUCGGUCGAUUUGAUAAACGUAAAGUGAGAGUGAGAAAGAGAGUGUGAGAGGACCCCAUGCACGUCAAACAAACACACUGUGUGAGACUUGGCAAACACCCCGACAUCAAUAUAUAUACAAAACUAUAAUUAAAGAAAUAAAAUAAAUGAAAGAAAGAAACUAGACCAAUUUCGCUAUUCGCUAAAACCCGACAAAUAACUACUAAUAAAGCAAUAAUAUUUAAUAUAAUGUGAAUUGUUUGCACUUAAACACAUCGCGCAGUGCAUGAGAUUUAUGAUUUUAUAUACAGAUCGAUUUGUGUACAAUAAAUUUUAGCCGCAAACCAUUUAGAUAUUGGUUGAGUAAAAUAAUAUUCCGAUAAUUAAUAUCGUUUCCCAUUUACUGAUAUACAUCAUAUAUUCGUAUAUACAUAGAAAAAUACACACAUGUGAGAGACAUUGGAGACGCGCGCGCGCUACAUCGUAUCGAUAUUAUGAUCGGGUCUAUCAAGGAAUUGAUAUUGAUAUUAAAAAUGAGUUUAUAUGAAGCAAAGGAGAACACAUGCAACCAAAAUUAUUGACUGUAUUGUGUAAAUUAAAGUGAAUUACAUACGAGAUUCUGAAUCAUUACGCAAAUUUUUUUUUCAUCGAAAGUCGAGUCAGCAAUUCGUUUUGUUGAUAAAAAAAACUUCACUGUUUAAAUAAACGAAGUAAUAUUUUUUUUUUAAAGAAAUUCUUUAUCGUUGCAAACGUGUGAUGAACAAAAGUCUUUCAAUUGAAGAUUUUUAAUUUAAAAAAAAAAAACUAAAUAAAUAAACAAACAUUGAAAUAAAAGGAAAUUUAGCAAACAGUUUGUUGCCAAGAGCAAAAACGAGUAAAAUAAACGGAAAAGUUAAAGAAGCCAUCGAAAAAAGUCAAUCACACACACACACCGCACACAGGUACGUUGAGUGAUUGAAUGAGACAACGUAUAUGAAAAAGCUGCUGCUGCUGCUGCAUCUCAUUUCGAGCCCCAAAAUAUUUGAACCAGCACACAGGCGACAUUACGAUUAUUUAUCAUGGCAAUGGAAUGGAUCACAGCCAUCGAUAAAAGACCGUGUGAUCGAAAUUUACGUGAUGCCGAACUCAUAUCCUGUCGUUUACGACGUGUUGAACCACUAUGCCGUUUGCCUGGCUCAGCGCUACAGCAAUUGGCCAUGUGUGGCUUCUACGAAGAUUUAGAGAAAGGAAUCACCUUAUUUCGAGCCGGCGAACAAGGUCGUUUUUGGUAUGCGGUACUCGGUGGAUCGUUGGAAGUUCGUUAUCAUGCACCUGACACAGAAAAUAAGAGCCCUGUAACACUGUGCAAUUUAGGUGUUGGAGCUACAUUUGGUGAAUCAAUCCUGCAUGAUCUGCCGCGCGAUAGCACAGUUGUGACAAAAACGACCUGCGAACUAUUACGUGUUGAAACGAAAGAUUUCCGUUUAAUAUGGGAGAAAAAUAAAGAAUUAAUGAACGACAUUAUCACCAAUUGCAAACUCAAAAAUGGUUUUGGACGUGGUAUCACACCGGCCGCACAGACGUCACCUGUUCGUCGCGCAAACAGUCCAGAUCAUCCAAAUCCGGCAUUAGCAAUCACGGAGAUUCCAAGCCCGGCUAUAGCACGAAUUGGAUGGGCACUACGUGUUCUAUUACUAUCUGAUAGCUCCAGCUGUCUCAAAGAUCGAAAGGUUUCAGGCAAAUUGAUUCGAAAAUGUGCUUUGGGCACCGAACUUGUCGACUGGCUGAUGAAUUUAUCGGUAAUCGUGCAUACAAGAACACAGGCAGCUGGCAUGUGGCAAGCUAUUCUCGAGGAAGGUGUUUUAAGUCACGUGAACAAAGAGCAACCGUUUAAAGAUAAAUGUUUCUUAUAUCGAUUCAAAGUGGAUGAGGAUGGUACUGGUGGACAACCAACAUCAGACGAACAAAAUGCGGCAAACGAACAUGUACGAGAAGCGUUGGGCACUCUUUUACAUCGUGGUUCUGAUGCUACGCUACGAAUGAUUUUACGAAAAACAUCGCAUGAGCGCACGCAAGAGGAACUCGAAUUGGUAUUUGAAGAGCUACUUCAUAUUGCAGCCUUAUCACAUCUAUCAACAUCAAUAAAACGGGAAUUGGCAUCAAUUAUUGUGUUUGAGGCACAUGCUUAUGCGGGCACCAUUUUAUUUAAUCAGGGCGACGAAGGACGUUCAUGGUACAUUAUACUAAAAGGAUCAGUUGAUGUGGUAAUUCAUGGCAAAGGAACGGUCGCUACACUAAAAGAAGGCGAUGAUUUUGGAAAAUUGGCACUCAUCAACGAUGCUCCAAGAGCUGCCACAAUAGUACUAAAAGAAAAUAAUUGUCAUCUUGUGCGCGUCGAUAAGGAGCAUUUCAACCGAAUAUUGCGUGAUGUCGAGGCGAAUACAUUACGCUUACAGGAGCAUGGAAAAGAUGUUUUGGUUUUGGAACGUGUUGCCAAACAACGAGGUUUUUCCUCAGCAUUUAAGUAUACUGUGAUGAGCGGUACACCACAAAAAAUGCUAGAACAUUUACUUGAGACUCGCUUAGGAGGACAAGUGGGACCAAACGAUCCAUUCUUGGACGAUUUCUUACUUACGCACAUUGUUUUCAUGCCAGUGCCAAUCCUAAUCAACGAAUUAGCACAUUUAUUUCACAAUGGAGGUAACGAAGAAAAUGAUUCAUCAGCAACAGCCGAAGAUACCGAGUAUGCAUUGACGAUGCGAAAACGUGUAAUACAAUUUGUCCAGAAGUGGGUGAUUGCCGUUAGGCAAGCCGUCUUCGAAGAGCCAAUAACUGUUGCUUUUAUCGAGGAAUUGGCAAGCAUAGUUGAUGCUGAUCCUGAUUUGCAAGAAGAAGCUGGUAUCAUGCAUCACGUAUUAACUCAACUAUUAAGAUAUCAGGAAGAACGUCAAGCACAAACUGGACAAAAAUGGAAAUUACCUCCAAAUGGUCAGCCAAUUUGUUCGUUUUCUGGUAGUGAAAAGCAAAGUCGAACGCCGAUUCGGCCUGAAGAUGACAUUAUCUUCCGAGUAUAUUGUGCGGACCACACAUAUUGUACAUUGAGAUUUCCGAUAAAUGCGACGACUGAAAUGAUAAAAGCGAGCGCUGCCGACAAAUUGCAAUUGAAUCGUGCAAAUGAAGAUUUGGUGUUAGCCGAGGUUAAAUCGAAUGGUGAACGUACCAUUUUUAAGGAUCAUGACGUGUCAAUACCGACCGCAUUGUAUUUGAAUGCUAGAAUUUUCGUUUCAUCCAAAGAUCAUAUCGAUGCGCUGACACCGUUGCCCGAGCAAGAAGAGAUCACCGAGGGCAUUCCACUGGAAUUGGAGCAAUUGGGUACCAAAGAAUUAGCAUUUCAUAUUACGCAAUUCGACUGGGAUUUGUUCUGGUCAGUACAUGAAUACGAAUUGCUCUAUCAUACAUUUGGCAGACAUCAUUUCGGCAAGAUUACGGCCAAUUUGGAUGUAUUCAUCAGACGCUUUAACGAAAUACAAUAUUGGGUUGUCACAGAAAUCGCAUCACAAUCGAGCAUUACAAAACGUGUAUUACUGAUAAGGAAAUUCAUUAAAUUGGCCGCAUAUUGUAAGGAGUAUCAGAAUCUGAAUGCAUUUUUUGCGGUUGUGAUGGGUUUAUCAAAUAAUGCUUGCUCAAGGCUGACACAAAGCUGGGAUAAAGUACCGUCAAAAUUUAAAAAAUUGUUCAUGGAAUUCGAGGCGCUCAUUGAUCCAAGUCGAAACCAUCGAGCUUACAGGAGUUUCGUUGGAAAAUUGCAACCGCCUGUUAUACCAUUUAUGCCAUUGCUGUUAAAGGAUAUGACUUUUGCGCACGAGGGCAACAAAACCAGUUUGGAUGGUUUAGUCAAUUUCGAAAAGAUGCACAUGAUGGCACAAACUAUGCGAACAAUUCGCUUUUGUCGAUCAAGACAUUUGGUAUUGGAUCCACCGUCGCCAAAAAGUGAAGGUGAUAUUCGUGCGUAUGUUGGCUGUUUUCGUGUGAUUGAAAACCAAAGACAAUUGACAAUAAUGUCACAGAAAAUUGAGCCGGGCCGAAGGCAAUGAAGUGAUUAAAAGUAAAAGUCUCAUUUGUCUGUGCACAAAUACCACAUCAAUGGUAAUUGUGCUCAUUGUCUGAACCGAGCCCUGACAAUUUUUUUAUUUACAUUUUGCGGCAAACUAACCACACACAUACAUCAAUUGUGUUUGUGUGCUCUAUUUGGACCAGUUUAAAAGUGGUGUGAAUUCAUUUCUCAUUAUAAUUGACACUUUUACCAUUUAAAUUCUCGCUAUCAGAAUAGAUAUUUAAGUUAAUCACACAUGGAUUUGAGUUUAAAAUCUAAGGAUACAACAUAACAUAAAAAAAAUCACUUCAUCGAAUCCAUCCACUGAGAAUAAAUUCAACUAAAAGCGAAUUGCUACAUUAAAUUCUAGGUAAUUAUUAAAUACUUAUCAGAAAAAAUGUUUUAUAUAGCACGGUAUUGUUUUUUUCUUCCCCGAUUUUUGAAACACCUUUGAAAAUAAGUACAUAAAAUCAAACAACCACACCACAUUUCAAUGAACAAAAACAAUGACAAACCAAAAUACAACCAUAUUUUUAAUUGAUAUUCAAAACGCAAUAAAUUGCAAGUCUUAUGAAAGCAAAAAAAGUGAAACAGAAGAGUAUAUAUAUAUAAUUUAAUAUAUACAUUCAUACAUACAAGAAAAUCUUAUAUACAUAUUACCGUUGAUAGCAGGUUGACAAAGGAAUUCAUUGGAAAAAUAGUAUAUCCUAGUCUCUCUGCGUUAUUAAGUUAUAUCGUAUGAUGCAUAAAAUGUAUUUUAUCACUGCACAUAUAUGUGUCGAAUUGAUAUGCUGGUUGUAGCAUAAAAUACAAUGAAACGAA
This is a messenger RNA of Contarinia nasturtii (swede midge), 6184 nucleotides long. RefSeq names its product rap guanine nucleotide exchange factor 4 (gene Epac). Bases 2349 to 5363 code for a protein of 1004 amino acids. Lineage: Eukaryota; Metazoa; Arthropoda; Insecta; Diptera; Cecidomyiidae. Gene Ontology annotation, molecular function: guanyl-nucleotide exchange factor activity. Gene Ontology annotation, biological process: positive regulation of GTPase activity; Ras protein signal transduction. The record is from RefSeq and is a predicted model, not a curated record. Gene Ontology annotation, cellular component: plasma membrane. The transcript is spliced from 24 exons.